CCGUACGUACGUGCAGGCAGGACCGCUGCCGCAAGGUCACCGCCGCACUCAGGUCCACCAGGUGCCCGCCCAAGCCCAAGGCGCCCAGCUAUAUUCCCUCAUGGGGUGCUGCCGCAACCAGUGGCAGCCGGGGACGCGGCGGCGGCGCCACAGCGGGCUGCGCGCCUGCUGGGCCGGGGCCCUUGCUUAUUGCAGCUUGACCGCAUCAGCACUGCGGCGGGCGGCUAUGGCAGCGGCCUGUGUGGGCUGCGGCGAGGCGGGGGCCGCUGGCGGCGCCUUCGUAAGGGGUGCAGAUCUUUAACCGCCAGGCCGGCCGGCUCUGGCCCGCCCGCGCUUGAUGGGCACGAUGGCGUCUGCGCCAGCGUGCGUGGCAGGGUGGUUGAGGCAGUAGCUGGCGGCGGCGCAGCAGUGGUGGCGCGGCAGUAACAACUGCAGCAGGGGCUGGUGGCGGCGGUACAGCUGCAGUAGCUGCAGCCGCAGCGGUGGGUGCGCCUGCCAGCGGCGGCCGAAACAGUAGCAGCAGUAGCGCCAAGCAACAGUAGCGGCAGUAGCGCCACGCAGCAGUAGCAGCAGUAGCGCCACGCAGGUGCUGCGGGCGGAGGCAUAAGUGGGUUGCGCGAGCGAGCGAGGUCGACUGUAGCGCAGGGACCCGCACAACCCGCACCCCACCCACCCCCACCCUGCGCAACCUGCGGGUCGGCGGCGGCGGCAGUGGCGGCGGCAGUGGCGGCGGCAGUGGCGGCGGCAGUGGCGGCGGCAGUGGCGGCGGCGACCGCGACCGCGACGGCGAGGACCGUGGCGGCGCUGAUCGCGAUCGCAAGCACGACAAGCAGAAGCAGGAGCGGGAGCGGGAGCGGGAGAGGCGGCAGCGGCAGGACAUGAGUCCGGCGGGUCCGCCAGCUACUGCCCACGCCGACGCGGCGGAGGGGCUGGGCAGGGUGAUUGGGGAGGUGGUGGGGGGUGUCAAGGGCGUGCUGGAGAAGUUCCAGCACGUGGGGGCUGACACGGCGCCCGAGCAGCCCGUGGUGCCGUACACGAGUACGGCAGAGCUGCUGGCGGCGCGGCAGCAGCAGCAGGGCGGCGGCCGGGAGCAGGAGGGCGGACGGAGAUGAUGGCAAUGGUGCUGCGUGCGUGGCUGGCGCCUUGGUUGCCGCUGGCUGUAUUGCGGUGUGUAGGAAAGCCAGCAAGUGUGUCUCAUGCCGAGUCUAAAAUAGUAUAGAGACAGGAACGCACGUCGAUAAUAGGAAGGUUGUGGUAAGGGAGAUGAGACGAUUUGUGUUUUGAGCUGUCGGGUUGUGUAUGUUGAGGUGGUGUCAGACACUCAAACAAAAGCUGUACGCAACACCCGUUUGGUCUCUUGCAGGCGAGGUUGGUUGUUAGUAUUGACAACAUAUUGUAUGGUUGUGUGCGACGGCUCCCAACUUGGUCGUGGAGUGGCAGCAGGUCAAGGGGAAGUUUGCAGUUCCCUUCCACGCCGGAAUGGCAGAUGAGGUUUGCUUGGCGCAAGGCCGCGCACGAGGGCGGUGUGUAACGGUUUGUGAGAGUGGUCGCCUGUCCUAGGCGCAAGCUCUGGUUGCGCUUCAGCGGCUUUGGCCGUGACUGGUUUGCCUCUGUCCCCUGGGCCUUGUCUCCGCUCAUGUCUUUCCAUCUUUCCAUCACGGCCUGUCACACUCCCACGCGCCGCACCUGGCACCGCGUACCCCUAGCACACACAUGCGUCCUAAGGUUGCAGUGACAGCACGCUCCCUCUGUGCACACGCAUGCCACGCCUUCCCAUCAGGGUUAUACACAGGUUUUCUAAAAACCCCUGCCAUGUAUGAAGUACGCCCCGAUCCCCUUCCUGGCGCUGCCAGGAAGGGCCCCCUGCGGGGGCCCUAAAAUCUCCUGCGCGCCAGGAGCGCUUGCCCCAGCUACUCCUGUAUGUAUAGUAUUU
This is a messenger RNA of Chlamydomonas reinhardtii, 1933 nucleotides long. RefSeq lists its product as uncharacterized. The record is from RefSeq and is a predicted model, not a curated record. NCBI's taxonomy places the organism in Eukaryota, Viridiplantae, Chlorophyta, Chlorophyceae, Chlamydomonadales, Chlamydomonadaceae. Bases 879 to 1112 code for a protein of 77 amino acids. The transcript has 4 exons.